This is a messenger RNA of Enterobius vermicularis (human pinworm), 1113 nucleotides long. NCBI's taxonomy places the organism in Eukaryota, Metazoa, Nematoda, Chromadorea, Rhabditida, Oxyuridae. The record is from the annotation of a GenBank genome assembly.
UUGUUUGACUUUCACUGUGUGGUUCCAAGUUCUUUCCCUAUCAAAGCUGAAAGAAGUAACCAGGAAUGUGUUAAUUCUUCACCGGACUCACAAACAAGUAAUAUUAAUAUAUUUUAUAGGUUGGACUAUCUGCAGUCCCAGCUAUACCACAUUUUGGUGUUGAUUUUAGGGAAGACAAUUGUACGCGAAGAUGGCGCAUUUGUUUAUGAAAUAGCUGUCGUAACAGAUCUUGACCAUGAAAGUAAAAGUUCGACCAAGAAGAAUACUUGGCAAAGUUUCAUGAAAAAAGGCGUUAUCACAGUCAGUGCGGAUAGAACUACAGCUUCGGUCAUUUGGCAUGAUGGCAAGGAGAUCCUUUUAACGUCAUCUUUUUCCGCUGGAGGUCGGUCAAUGGAAUUAUCAGAUCUUGGAAUUUUUAAUGGCCAUCUUGUGUCUAUUGACGAUCGCACUGGAUUAAUAUAUAUAAUUGAAGACGAUGAAGCUCGUCCCUGGGUUUUUUUAAGCGAUGGACCGGGUAAUGUUACUAAAGGGUUUAAAGGAGAAUGGCUAACAGUCAAGGAUGGAGAGCUUUGGGUUGGUGGGCUUGGAAAAGAAUGGACAACGACGGAAGGGGUAUUUGUGAAUCAUAAUCCUAUGUGGGUAAAGCGUGUGACUGUAGAUGGGUGUGUUACGCAUGUGAAUUGGGUCGAAAAUUAUAAAAAAUUACGUUUGGCAACCGGUAUUACUUACCCUGGAUAUAUGAUUCAUGAAUCAGCGCAGUGGUCAGAUAUACAUCGGAAAUGGUUUUUCAUGCCACGGCGUGCAAGCAACGAAAUGUAUACUGAAGCUGCUGACGAAACACGGGGAACAAAUUACUUGUUGGUAGCUUCAGAAGAUUUUUCUACGGUUGAAGUUCGAAUUGUGGGUAAGCGCGUCGGCCCCCGCGGUUUUUCUGCAUUUCAGUUUAUUCCUGAAACUAAUGACAAAUUAAUUGUAGCUCUGAAGUCGGAAGAAAAAGACGGCAUUCCUGUUGCUAGUUACAUUACUAUUUAUGAUUUUGAAAAAAAUAUUGUUCUGUUGGAUGAGCAACCGCUUCAAGAACCCUACAAAUAUGAGGGGAUUGCCUUCAUCUAA